AGAGGAGGCGGAAGUAGGGUCCUCCGCGGCUGGGGCUGGCAGUCCGGGCGGCCCCCGGGACGCAGCAACAGCGGCCUACGGGGGCCGGGAGGUAGGCUUCCGGGCUGCCUGGGCUCAGAGCGCGGUGCAGGACUUCUCCCGGCGUCGUGCCGAGCGGAGUCUUGCGGCCGGGUGGAGUCGGCGGCCCAGCGGACGAGAGCGAGGACUGUUGCUAAUCACGUUACUAUGAGUCUGCUAAACUGUGAAAACAGCUGUGGAUCCAGCCAGUCUGAAGGUGACUGCUGUGCAGCCAUGGCCAGCUCCUGUAGCACUGCAGCAAAAGACGACAGUGUGAGUGGAACUGCCAGCACAGGGAACCUCUCCAGCUCUUUUGUAGAAGAGAUCCAGGGGUAUGAUGUGGAGUUUGACCCACCCCUGGAAAGCAAGUAUGAAUGCCCCAUCUGCUUGAUGGCGUUACGGGAAGCAGUGCAAACACCCUGUGGCCACAGGUUCUGCAAAGCCUGUAUCAUCAAAUCAAUAAGGGAUGCAGGUCACAAAUGUCCAGUUGACAAUGAAAUACUGCUGGAAAAUCAACUAUUUCCUGACAACUUUGCAAAACGAGAGAUUCUUUCUCUGAUGGUGAAGUGUCCAAAUGAAGGUUGUUUGCACAAGAUGGAGCUGAGGCAUCUUGAGGAUCACCAAGCACAUUGUGAGUUUGCUCUCAUGAAUUGUCUCCAAUGUCAGCAUCUCUUCCAAAAAUGCCAACUUAAUAUUCACAUUCUCAAGGAGUGCCCAAGGAGACAGGUUUCUUGUAUAAACUGUGCUGCAUUGAUGGCAUUUGAAGAAAAAGAGAUCCAUGAUCAGACCUGUCCUUUGGCAAAUGUCAUCUGUGAAUACUGUGAUACCAUGCUCAUCAGAGAACAGAUGCAGAGGAAUCACUUGGCACGCCAUCUACAAGAGAAUACUCAGUCACACAUGAGAAUGUUGGCCCAGGCUGUGCAGAGCUUAAGCCUUGCUUUAGCUCCCAUGCCUCCCAUACGUGAUAUGUUUCCAUAUGAUUCUGCCCCUGUGUCCCGGGCUUCCUCUGGAUGUCACCCAGAGGUCGAGAAUUUCCAUGAAAUCAUUCAACAGUUAGAGGGUCGCCUUGUAAGACAAGACCAUCAAAUCCGAGAGCUGACUGCUAAAAUGGAAACACAGAGCAUGUAUGUAAAUGAGCUCAAACGAACUAUUCGAACACUUGAAGACAAAGUUGCCGAAAUAGAAGCACAGCAGUGCAAUGGGAUUUACAUCUGGAAGAUUGGUAACUUUGGGAUGCACUUGAAAUCUCAAGAAGAGGAGAAACCUGUUGUCAUUCAUAGCCCUGGAUUCUACACAGGCAAACCCGGGUACAAACUGUGCAUGCGCCUGCACCUUCAGCUUCCAAAUGCCCAGCGCUGUGCAAACUACAUAUCCCUUUUUGUCCACACAAUGCAAGGGGAGUAUGACAGCCACCUCCCUUGGCCCUUCCAGGGUACAAUACGCCUUACAAUUCUUGAUCAGUCUGAAGCACCUAUAAGGCAAAACCAUGAAGAGAUAAUGGAUGCCAAACCAGAGCUGCUUGCCUUCCAGAGACCCACAAUCCCACGGAACCCAAAAGGUUUUGGCUAUGUGACUUUUAUGCACCUAGAAGCCCUAAGACAAAGAACCUUCAUUAAGGAUGAUACUUUGUUAGUACGCUGUGAGGUCUCCACCCGCUUCGACAUGGGUAGUCUUCGGAGGGAGGGUUUCCAGCCACGGAGUACUGAUGCAGGGGUAUAGCAUCCUGGUGUUCGUUCAAAACAAAACCAAAAAUACCCCAUCUGGAGAAAACAGUGUCUUUCCGUGCCCUGUUCUCAAUAAUAUGCAAGCAAGAAAAGCAGUGGGGAAGAUGUACCCACCAGUGAAUGUUGUUAGAGAGAUCACUUACCACUUCUUCCUGCUACACAUACCUGAAGCAGUUUUUUCUUGGGAAUCUACAUGUUCCAUGCUUUUUCAGAAACUGAAGUGCCUGUGGCCAAUUGCACCAGCUGUUGUGUCAGUUAGUAUACCUCUUUGUUGUACUUUCUGGGCUUUUGCACCAGUGUGUUUUACUGGCCGAAAAGCCCAGGAUUGGAGUGAAAAAGCUCAAACCUUUUAAUAAUGACGUUCCUUAAAACUUUAGCUUAUUUUUGUAGUAUUAUGUGUAAUAUAUUAAACUUGAGAAUCACUACCGCCUUGUGCUGGUGCCAGCAAGGAGUUAAUUACUUUAGAGUUCUCAUUUUUUUUGACCUCCUAUAGGUUUCAGAUGAUUUGAACCUUACUACUUGGAAAGCUUAAGUUCUCAUUCACCCCAUUCCCCCCACCCCCUGGGAUGUAACUAAAGAUAUUCAGAAACUAGUUUAAGCCCUAAAUAUAACCUCACUCAGUGAACAUG
Messenger RNA from Manis javanica (Malayan pangolin), 2410 nucleotides. The record is from RefSeq and is a predicted model, not a curated record. NCBI's taxonomy places the organism in Eukaryota, Metazoa, Chordata, Mammalia, Pholidota, Manidae.